AUGCCAGGACCAGUCGAUCCAGCGGCUGACAUCGAACCAAGCGUCGCCUCGCUUCGUCGUCGUGAGACAGCGGAGCCGCACACCUUCUUCGAGGAGGACGUCGACAACGACACCGACACCGACGACGAGCCUUCCACCCCACGCAUGUCUGCCGCCGCGCUGUACUCGGCCUACAAUGAUCCGACUCUGCCAGCGAGCGAGCGUGAGAGUGCCUUUGUCCUCCUCUUCACCCGCGACGGAUGGCAGGCAGAGCUCAAUGAAGACGAAAUCCGACGGACCAUGGCGAUUGCGCAUGCCCUCGACGACAUUGUCCUCGAAGAAGAGGUGCGUCUGGCCACCGAGGCCGCGCACGGCGAAGGCCGCGUCAGACGAGCACCCGUCAACUACCCUCUGGCCUUCGUAUGGGCCCAUAUCCUUGUCCGGAAGGGGGAGAUGAGCACCAGCGCACGCGACGGCGACGCCGAGGGCCCCAUGUUCUGGAUCCUCGAAGAGCUCAAGGUCGACGCUCGUCUCACACGACAGACCUGGGCCACCUGGUCAGCGACGAUCCAGCGACUGCUGGUGCCUCAUCCCCGGGCCAUUGGUAUCCUCCUGCGCGACAUUCACAGUGGACAUCCCGACUACGCCGAGACCCUCGACCUCCAGCUCGGCACCUUGAUCACGCCCACCGUCGGUCUCGAGCUUCAGUCAGUCGUGCAGGCCGUGCGUGAGCGGUCAGAGAAGGGCAGCGACCUCUGGCAAGCACUCGCAGAGCAUUGCCAAGGCGCGCAGACGGAGACCAUUGUUUCUCUGCGUCAACGUUUCAACGAGGUACGCCAACGCUUCUACGAGGCACGCCAAAGGCAAGAGGACGGGACGCUCGAUCACAACGCCGACCGCUUCCGGGAGCUGCUAUAUGAGUGCAGCAUCCUCCUCUAUCAGAUCCAGAACCUCGAACAAAUUGCUCAGUUCCGCGACCGCCUCGGGAUGAGAUAG
Acaromyces ingoldii is the source of this 975-nucleotide messenger RNA. RefSeq lists its product as hypothetical. The transcript has 2 exons. The record is from RefSeq and is a predicted model, not a curated record. NCBI's taxonomy places the organism in Eukaryota, Fungi, Basidiomycota, Exobasidiomycetes, Exobasidiales, Cryptobasidiaceae. The coding region runs from base 1 to 975 and encodes 324 amino acids.